AUGGUUUUCAGGACACGCCUUAAAGGACCUUUCUCUUCUCCAAUUCGUCACGAGGCACGUAUGAAUGUGACUUGGGCGCAUUUGGUCCAGUUUCUGAAUUUCGGAGGAAACGUUGGAAGUUUGUUUGUUUGUUUUUUUUUAUUUUAUUUUUAUUUUAAAUUUUCAUUUUUCUUGUAUGGAGACAAAAGAAGCCGGAAAGCUGAAGUAGUCCGGGUGAAGCUCAGUUUUCCCAACCCUGCCCUUUGGAUUUUAUUCUUUUUGAGGAUUCUUCGUUGUCAAGCCGCCAAAGUGGAGAGUGUGAUUGCAGAAGGGGGUGCUUCUCGUUUCAGUGCUUCUUCGGGCGGAGGAGGAGGUAGGGGUGCACCUCAGCACUAUCCCAAGACUGUCGGCAACAGCGAGUUCCUGGGGACUGCCCCAGGGCCUAGCGUUCAGAGAUGGGUUCCUUCACGAAGCACUAGACGAGAUGUCAACUCCUCCAAUGAAAAAGAACAACAUGAUGCAAUCUUUAGGAAAGUAAGAGGCAUACUUAAUAAGCUCACUCCUGAAAAGUUUGACAAGCUAUGCCUUGAGCUCCUGAAUGUGGGCGUAGAUUCUAAACUCAUCCUAAAAGGAGUCAUCUUGCUGAUUGUAGACAAGGCACUAGAAGAGCCCAAAUAUAGCUGUCUAUAUGCUCAGCUAUGUCUGCGUUUGGCAGAAGAUGCACCAAACUUUGAUGGCCCUUCACCAGAGAUCCAAGCACCACAAAAGCAGAGCACGACCUUCAGGAGACUUCUGAUAUCCAAGCUUCAAGAUGAAUUUGAGAACCGUACUAGAAAUGUUGAAGUCUAUGAAAAACACGACAACCCUCUCACUUCUGAAGAGGAGGAGCAACGUGCCAUUGCUAAGAUCAAGAUGCUGGGCAACAUCAAAUUCAUUGGGGAACUUGGAAAACUUGACCUUAUCCAUGAAUCUAUCCUUCAUAAGUGCAUCAAAACACUUUUGGAAAAGAAGAAGAGAGUCCAGCUCAAGGAUAUGGGAGAAGACCUGGAGUGCCUCUGUCAGAUAAUGAGAACAGUGGGACCUAGAUUAGACCAUGAAAAAGCCAAGUCUUUAAUGGAUCAGUACUUUGGCCGUAUGAGAUCCUUAAUGGGCAACAAGGACUUGCCAGCAAGGAUUCGUUUCCUGCUGCAGGAUACUGUGGAGCUGCGAGAAAAUGGCUGGGUUCCUCGCAAAGCUUUCAUUGACAAUGGACCAAAGACGAUUAACCAGAUUCGUCAAGAGGCAGUAAAAGAUUUGGGUGUUUUUAUUCCACAAAUGAUGACACAAGGAAUGAGACCCGAUUUCUUCAUGGAUGGGUCCUUCAUGCCUAGCAGGAUGAAGCUUGACAGGGAAGGUCUUGGGGGAUUGGCUGACAUGUUUGGACAGAUGCCAGGCAGUGGAAUUGGCACCGGUCCUGGAGUCAUUCAGGACCGUUUCUCGCCCACCAUGGGACGCCACCGAUCCAGUCCACUCUUCAAUGGACACGGUGGACACAUGGCUUCAGUUCCCCAGUCUCAGUUUGAGAUUGGGAGCAAGUCUUUCAUCAAGUCAAUCCAAGGACAAAAUCAGCAUUUCCAGAACCAGAGCCAUUUGACCCAGCAAGCAGCUCAGCCCAAGGACAUGCCUCCCCGGUUCAUAAAGAAAGGCCAGCUCAAUGCCGAUGAGAUCAGCCUGAGGCCUGCUCAGUCCUUCCUGCUGAAUAAGAACCAAGUGUCAAAACUGCAGCCGCAGAUACCAACCAUGAUUCCCCCGAGUGCUCAGCCUCCUCGCACACAGACACCACCUCUGGUACUGCCACCUCAGCUGGGGCUGAAAACUAAUCCACCUCCUAUCCAGGAGAAACCUCCAAAGACAAGUAAGAAGCCAGCACCUGCCAAGGAGGAACUGCUCAAAAUGACUGAGACUAUCAUGACUGAGUACCUGAACAGUAAGAACGUCGAAGAAGCAGUGAGUGCUGUACGAGACAUGAAGGCGCCCAAGCACUUCCUUCCCGAGAUGCUGAGCAAGAUGCUGCUGUGCACCUUGGAGCGGUUGGACGAGGACAAGGAACACGCCAGCACACUCGUUCACAUGCUGCGGGCUGAGGGCCUUAUCACCGGGGAGAACUUCAUGCAGGCUUACCUCAGUGUGUUAGAUCAGUGUCCCAAGAUCGAGGUGGACAUCCCUUUGGUGAAGUCAUACCUAGCGCAGUUUGCUGCCCGGGCCGUCAUCGCAGAGCUUGUGAGCAUUACAGAGCUGGCCCAUCCUCUGGAGAAUGGCACCCACUUCCCUCUUUUUCUGCUGUGCCUGCAGCAGAUGGCCAAGCUGAAAGACCGAGAGUGGCUUACAGACCUUUUCCAGCAGAGCAAGGUCAACAUGCAGAAGAUGCUGCCAGAGAUCGACCAGAACAAAGACCGCAUGCUGGAGAUCCUGGAGGACAAGGGCUUGAGCUUCCUGUUCCCACUGCUGAAGCUAGAGAAGGAGCUGCUGAAGCAGAUCAAAGUAGACCCCUCUCCCCAGGCCAUCUACAAGUGGAUUAAAGACAACAUCUCGCCCAAGCUCCACACUGACAGGGGCUUCAUCAACAUACUGAUGACCAGCUUCCUGCACUACAUCUCCCAUGAGAUGUGUCUGUCUGAAGCAGACGAACAACUUUCUGCCCCCACAAAGGAUCAGCUAGACCAAGAGAAACAGCUGCUCUUGUCCUUCAAGCCUGUGCUACAGAAGUUCCUGCAUGACCAUGUGGACUUGCAGGUCAGUGCCCUGUAUGCUCUACAGGUGCACUGCAAUGCCAGUGGCUUCCCCAAAGGGAUGUUGCUGCGCUACUUUGUCAACUUGUAUGACAUGGAAAUAAUUGAAGAAGAAGCCUUCCUUGCCUGGAAAGAAGACAUUACCCAAGAGUUCCCUGGAAAAGGAAAAGCCCUGUUUCAGGUAAACCAGUGGCUUACCUGGCUGGAAACGGCUGAAGAGGAGGAGUCUGAGGAAGAGGCCGAAUGAGGAACUGUGGGAACUCUGCUAUUGCUCCUGUGCACCUCCCCUAUGUGUGUACCCAACCACUGCAUACAUUUGUUACACCAUUGUUGGUUUUUCUUUUGAGUCCCCCCCCCCCCCCCCCCUUGGUUCUAAGUUCAAGAGCACACAAGUGGUACCAUCUCCUUAAAGAAUGGUGUUUGCUGCAUGAAACGGUGCAUUGCUUGGCCUUGUCCUCACAUGCUUCUUUUCACCCAAUGGCUGUCCUCUUAGAGAUGCACUUUGAGUGUGACCCUGAGCUUGUUGCAAUACUUACCCAUCACUGAUCGCAACUUGAGACUGUAAUCAUUGGUUCGCUGCAGUAACUAUAAAUCAUACAUGCAUUUCUACCUCUGAGCACUGGGUUUUAAAAUUAUUUAACCUGACAACUACAGUAUCCUGGGUGCAAGAGCAUGAGUCUUAACACCCUGGUUUACCUGUUCAACUUGACUAGAAGGUGAUACUUCAAGGUUUAAAGGAAAUACCCUUCUUAUUGUAGUGUAUGGACAGAAGUCAAAUUACACCUCUCCCUCCCCACUUACGUGUAUCAGACAUUGAUACUUGAAUUUUUUCCUUUAUUUUCUCAAAGCACGGUGGGAUUUAGAUUGAGUGUAACAAGUGGAUUUUUAAGCCUGUCUUUUAAUGGGUGAAUAAAAUUAACAUGAGAAACUGGA
Molecule: messenger RNA, 3680 nt
Organism: Scleropages formosus (Asian bonytongue)
Lineage: Eukaryota; Metazoa; Chordata; Actinopteri; Osteoglossiformes; Osteoglossidae
Product: eukaryotic translation initiation factor 4 gamma 2-like
Exons: 22
Coding region: 1-2994 (997 amino acids)
Cellular component (GO): eukaryotic translation initiation factor 4F complex
Molecular function (GO): mRNA binding; protein binding; translation initiation factor activity
Source: RefSeq, a predicted model, not a curated record